Anthostomella pinea is the source of this 1239-nucleotide messenger RNA. NCBI's taxonomy places the organism in Eukaryota, Fungi, Ascomycota, Sordariomycetes, Xylariales, Xylariaceae. The record is from the annotation of a GenBank genome assembly.
AUGUAUGCCGCACGAACAACCACCCGAGCCGCCAUUCCGCGCGCUGCUCGCGCUGCCCGCGCUCCUCGCGUGCAUAACCGAUUCCAGUCCACCACCUCUUCAUCAUCAAACACGAGCAAUGCGGGACCCAGUAGCAAUACGCACUUCGCUGCCGGCCUCGCUGGUGGUGUUGCUGGCGGCGCCCUCCUUUACGGAAUCUUCCUAUUAACGCCGUCCGGCAAAAUGCACCGAACCAUCAACAAGGGAGCCACGGAGGCCAGCAAGAAAUACUAUGAGGCGACGAAGAAGCUGCAGGAGACGACGCCCGAUGUUGACGGUGCCAUGAAAUACAUCAAGGAGUUCUGCUACUCUUACGUCAGCUGGGUUCCGGGCGGACGCCAAUACGUCGACACCGUGUUCAAGGAUGUCGAUAUCCUGAGAGAGAACCACCAAGACGAGGUUAACAAGAUCAUCAGCGAUGCCUACAAGCAGAUGCUGGACCUGUCCAAGUCCGGGUUGAGCAUGGAGACCGCGUCCAAGGCCUACGACGUUCUCGCCGACAUUUCGAAGAAGCUUGGUAGCCUUGCGGGUGACGCGUUAGACAGCAUUCUGGACAAUCAUCCCCAAUUGAAGCAAAAGUUUGGUGGAAGCAUCGACCAGCUGAAGGAGAUGGGUGACCAGUAUGGACCGGAAGCGAAGAAGCAGGUCGACGAGACAUGGCAACAAGUCAAGGACGUGAUGGGUGGUGGACUGAGCGCCGCCAACCUGGACAAGGCACGGCGCUUGAUCGAGGAGAAGGUCGAGCAAGUAAAGAAGCUUGGCGACGAGGCCUGGAAGAAGGGAUUGGAGCAAGCGAAACCGUACUUGGACAAGAACCCUAAGGUCAAGGAACUGGUCGAGAACAACGCCGAUGCCCUGAAGCAAGGCAACGCGAAGGAGCUGUUCGAUAAGGCGAAGGAUGCCGUCAACUCGGGCAACAUGGGCGGCUUCGAGGACUACGUUAACAACGCCGUCGAGAAGGCCAAGAAGAAGGGCUCCCAGACUUCAAGCAGCUUCGGCCUUGACCAAUACUUCAACAUGAUCCCCAAUGGAUCCGAGAUCCUCGGCAAGGUGAACCAGCUGAGAGAGGUAGCCGAGAAGCACAAGGACGAGGGCGAGAAGCUGCUCAAGGAGACAAUGGAUGAGCUGAAGCAGGUUCUUGAGAAGAAGUCCAAGAAAGCCGAGGAGAUUGCCGACAAGGCCAAGAAGGAUGCCAAAUAA